CAAACAAACUUUUGCAAAACUUAUACUAUCUAGAAUUAAUGCGACCUUAACUAGCUGUUUACGUCGCUUGAUAAACAUGUGAUGUUAACCGCCAUAACUAUCAAACCGAAACAAGAAUUUAACUUCUUUCAGGACAAGGACUGUAAAAUGGCUGAAGGAGGUGAAAAACAGUUAUUAAAAGAUGGUUCUGAUGCUGACUUUGAUCUCACAUGCACACCUUGUGGAGAAGACAAUAUAAGAGAAGAGGCUAUCAAAUAUUGUCCUGACUGCCAGGAGUACCUUUGUAUCACUUGUAGUCAGCAUCAUGGUCGGCUAAAGGCUACAAAGAGACAUGUGCUUGUUGAUAAGAAUGCAGCCAAACAAUGCUUAGUUGUUGCCAAGGCCAAAUGCCAUUACCACCAAGAUCGUGACAUUGAAAUGUACUGCAAAACACAUGACAUGGUUUAUUGUGUUAUGUGCAUUGCUACAGAACAUAGAUUAUGUGAGGGCGUUAACAAAAUAGAGGCCGUGUCUAAAUCGUGUGUAAAUCAGACAGAGAUUCAACAAUUGUUAUACGAAACAAAGAAGGCAAAAGACGUCUUGAGUGUCACGGUAAACAAACAAAAUGGUAACCUUACAUCCAUUGAUAAGCAGAGGAAGGUAAUCCAAGACAAACUGGAUAGUACUGAAAUGAAGUUAGUAGAGCAUAUCCGUCAAAUAAAGAUAAGGACAGAAGAUUCUUUAAAUGAGAAGCAUGCCUCCUUGAAGGAAAAACUUAAUUUGAGCAUCGGCCAAACUUCUUGCAAAAUAAAGGAUUUAGAAGAAAAUGAAAAGCAGCUGCAAACGGUAACCAACCUUGAUAUACAGCAACAAUUUGUUCACAUGAAAUUGAUGAGGAAAGCUGCUACAGACGCCUUAAAUUUACAAACAAGUAUUGCAUCUGAUGGUACAUUUUCCUUAUAUUACACAAGUGAUACAAAUUUGGAUAGUUUGGUCAUGGCUGCAAAUGUUUUAGGUCAGGUGAUAUCAGACGAUGGUGGCAAGAAAGUUUCUGAACCAAAACGCUACAGAAUAAAGUCGAAGAGAGAAAUCAAUGUGAAAAUGGACAACGAUGCAUCGCGAUGUAGAAUAAUGGAUAUAUGCCAACUCCCUGACAAGCAUAUCCUUGUUGCUGACAGUGGAAAUAAUAAAAUAAAAGAACUAAACGUAGACUACCUUAUAAUAAAUGUUUGUGACAUUGAAGCUUCACCUAGAGGUAUAUGUUUCAUCAGUAAAAAUGAAAUAGCUGUAAAGAUGGCUAACAGCAAAGUCCAGUUUAUAUCAACUAAAUUGUCAAAUCUUACCAAGACAAGAAUUAUUUCAGUAGCAGAUGGAGGUCUUUACGGAAUGAUAUGUGUUGAUGACGGCAUAUGGCUUUCCAUAGCAGAUAGAAUUUAUAUAUACAAUACAGCAGGGACACUCGCAAAAAAGAUAAAUAAUAAUGAUAUAUUCAAAAAUAACGUUAAAAUUACUUGUGUUCAACAUAUGGCUGUUUCUGGUGACAUGGUGAUUGUUACAAAUGCCUCUGAUGGUGCUGUUUGUUUGAACAAGGAUGGUACAGUUUUGAGAGAACUUCAGGAUGGAAAGUUGGUUAAAACUCGAGGUGUUUGUGUAGCUGAUGAUGGCACUGUCUUCUUGUGUGGUUAUACUUCCGAUAAUAUUGUGAUGUUCAAUAAAGAUGGAAAAUGUCUUGGAGAGUUGAUUGCAGCAGAUCCUGGUUUGAAGAGUCCUAUUAAUAUGCUCUUUGACAAAGUAAACAACAACAUUAUUGUAACAUGUGACUUCAAUGACAAUAUUUAUAUCAUCGAACUAGAAUAAUGAUAUGUUUCAAUCUCGUAUACACCUUCAAUUGGAAUGAAUUCGUUUACUUGUGAAAACUCUUGAUACAAACCAUUGAUUAUAGAUAUACAAUGACAUUAUACAUUUAUGUUAACUUGCAAAUUAAUAUAUCAAUUUUACAUUUACAGUUUAUGCCAUCCAAACUUUUUAUGUUUUGUACCCUUAUCCGGCUGAAUUUGUGGGAUGCAUUUUGUUACAGUCCAUUCAAAAUUUAAGGUAUAUCAAGAUCAAAAUACAAAAAAAAUUGAGCUGCCAGCAGUAGAGUAGUAAAACAUUUGCUAAAUGGUCAAAGUGUAUGGAUGUUGACAAGUGAAAGCUAUCCAGGUAUGGUUUUAAAAGACUGGGGUUAAAAUAAUAAGUACUGGAGUAAGAGAAGAGUUAUGUGUAGAAUUGUUCCCAUGUUAUUUUGCUUGGUUUUAGUAAAAAUACGUUCAUGUUAAAUUAUGGAUGUUUACAUACCAUAGUUAUUUAUUUCAAAGUUGAAUAAAUUUCUGUAGAAUUU
Messenger RNA from Ruditapes philippinarum (Manila clam), 2359 nucleotides. RefSeq lists its product as uncharacterized. NCBI's taxonomy places the organism in Eukaryota, Metazoa, Mollusca, Bivalvia, Venerida, Veneridae. Gene Ontology annotation, molecular function: zinc ion binding; ubiquitin-protein transferase activity. The record is from RefSeq and is a predicted model, not a curated record. Gene Ontology annotation, biological process: positive regulation of DNA-templated transcription. The transcript has 3 exons. The coding region runs from base 82 to 1836 and encodes 584 amino acids. Gene Ontology annotation, cellular component: nucleoplasm; chromatin.